Messenger RNA from Ustilago hordei, 2097 nucleotides. RefSeq lists its product as uncharacterized. The transcript has a single exon. Gene Ontology annotation, molecular function: rRNA binding; U3 snoRNA binding. Gene Ontology annotation, biological process: maturation of SSU-rRNA from tricistronic rRNA transcript (SSU-rRNA, 5.8S rRNA, LSU-rRNA). Gene Ontology annotation, cellular component: small-subunit processome; nucleolus. NCBI's taxonomy places the organism in Eukaryota, Fungi, Basidiomycota, Ustilaginomycetes, Ustilaginales, Ustilaginaceae. Bases 1 to 2097 code for a protein of 698 amino acids. The record is from RefSeq and is a predicted model, not a curated record.
AUGGAUCCGACACUCAAAUUGUUGACGCUCAUCAACGUCAGCGCUGCCCGACCAGGCAAGCGGCAGCGCUCAUCCAACCUCACUCACUACGCCAAGAUCACCCGCAAAGCUGUUGCUGCACAACAAGCAACCGCUUCCACCUCGAAAGCCGCUGCCGCCUACUCUCCUUCCAAACGAACAAAGGCUGCAUCUGCGUCCAGCUCGCCAAGCAAAGUACAGAAUAGCACUGAGCUCAUUGGUGAAGAAUCGGAUGAUGACAACACAGAGGUGUUCGACCGCACUGCCACCACCUCGCCCACGGGCAAGAACCAGAAAAGCAGCAGGCAGCUCACCGCAUUCGACGCUCACUUUGGCAGCGAAGGCCCGCAUGCACAAGCGAUCGCGAAGCUGCCUGAGUCCCAGACCACCUUGUCAUGGUCCACCUCCCGCUCCACCGUCCCCGCGUUCAACAGCAACCUUGUCAUCUCGAAGCCCAGUCUGCCAGACUUUGACACACAGCAGUACUCAGGUCAGCCUCAAGUGAAGGUUCUCGAUGCAUUCAAUGCCUUCACCUCCAAAAAGUACUCUGAGCCAACAGCCUUGCAUAAAGCACUAGCCACCACCCUCGGCAGCUACGCCGACUUCUGCGAUGUCAACGUCUCCCUCCGCGACCGAGCACAGUACCGCGAAGUCACUGCCAUGCACGCCAUGUCCCACAUCGCUAAGACUCGUCGUCGAGUCCUCAAGAACAACGAAAAGCUGGCCAAACUCGCAGCCUCCAGUUCUUCCGCAGACCAAGACGACCUCGAUUUGCGCGACCAGGGAUUCACCCGUCCCAAAGUGCUCAUUCUUCUUCCCUUCCGCAAUUCUGCACUCGAAUGGGUCGAUCUGCUGACCAAGUUCAGCUUGUGUUCGCAAAUCGAUAACAAAUCCCGUUUCAACAAAGAGUACAACCUUCCCGAGGGCGCCGUGGAUAAACUAGCCGAUCCUACCGUUGCAGCAAAGUACCCAGAAGACCACAUCGCCAACUUUGCCGGUAACAUCGACGACUCGUUCAAGUUAGGGCUCAAGGUUACAAGGAAGAGCUUGAAGCUUUUCUCUGGCUUCUAUGAUUCGGAUGUGAUCGUGGCUUCGCCAUUGGGAUUGAGAUUAGGGAUUGAAAAGGAUCAUGGAGAUAGUGAUUUCUUGAGUAGUAUAGAGAUGGUGGUGGUGGAUCAGACUGAGGUGAUUAGUAUGCAGAAUUGGGAGCAUUUGGAGUUUGUCAUGUCCAGAUUGAAUCAUAUUCCGAGACAGAGUAGGGAUACUGAUUUUAGCCGGGUUAAGCAGUUCUAUUUGGACAACAGGGCGGGGAUGUUCCGUCAGACUAUCCUUCUUUCUGCGCACGACUUCCCAGCACUGCGAUCGGUCUACAACCACAAUCUGAACAACGUCGCUGGUAAGAUCCGAACCGUCGCUCAUACCGAGGAGAAAGAUGCCGAACUAGCUAGGGGUACCAGUGGAGUCAGACAGGUGUUCACUCGAUUCGAAGCGGCGAACCCCCACGCAGAGCCAGAUUUGCGUUUCCAGCACUUCACAACAAAGACACUCGCUCAGCUAUCCAAAUCUGCCGUUUCAAGCAGUCACACCCUCAUCCUCGUCCCGAGCUACUUCGACUUUGUUCGCCUCGACGACUUCCUCCGAUCGCACAAUGAGAAGCGGAAACCGGGCGAAACAGCAAACCUUUCCUAUACCAGCAUCUCUGAAUACUCCACUCCCAAGGAUAUUCGAAGAGCACGUGAAGCGUUCUUCUCCGGCAAGAAAAGGUUCUUGCUUCUCACGGAAAGAGCACACUUUUACAGAAGGUCCAAGUUGAGAGGUGUAAAGACAGUGGUGUUUUAUCAGCUACCGCAGAACGCGAGGUUCUUUAGUGAGGUGUUGAAGUUCCCGUUCAUCACUAAGGGCGAUUUGGCCGGCGGGAAGGGUAAGGAAGAGGAAGAGGAAGAAGAGUUGGACGCAAACGAGGUCAGUGCGUAUGUAGUGUUCAGUAGAUACGACUUGAUUCAGUUAGAGAGAGUGGUCGGUACGGAACAGGCAAAGCAGAUGGUGACUGCGGAUAAGGCCACUUGGAAGUUUGUCUGA